CCCCCUCCCCCUCAAGCCAAACUAACAUCCAACACCAGAAUUUAGUGACUCAACAACCUUUUUCCUUCUGAGGAGGAUUUCGGUCACCCCCGUAGUUGCAGUUGGUCAUCUAAUCCUUUAUUUGGUGGCCAUUUUAAUUUUUGUCUCCCCAACAAAAUGGCGGCAGAGGGUUUUCAGUACCGUGCUCUCUACGCAUUUACCAAGGACCAGGAGGAGGACUUGGACCUGCAGCCCGGAGACGUCCUAACAGUAUGCAGGGCGUCGCUGUCAUCCAUGGAGAGCUACCACGAGGGCUGGGAGGAGCAGCCUGAGUGCCUGGGCUGGCUCCUCGGGUACAACGAGCGCACCAAGCAGAGAGGCGACUUUCCGGGGACUUACGUUGAGUACAUUGGGCCUAUUAAGAUGGCGGCACCAUCGAGUCAACCCAGGUCCCAGCGACCACUUCCUGCUGCCCCCCCUCCAGAAUCGUCUCAAGCUGUUUCUGUGCUGGACCUGAGCGAGCAGUUCACACCGCCAGAGACGGCUCCCCCAGCUCUCACCAGCCUGAUCCAAGCCAUAGAGAAGAGAGGUCUGGACUACACAACAUUGUACAGGACAGCUGGCUCACCCUCAGAUUCAGAGAGUCAGGUGUACUGCCUGAGCUCUGAGAGUGACGUGGGUCAGAAAGACGUGGGUUACCUCUCUGAGUGUGUCCUGCACUACCUGAGAGACCUCCCGUCACCUGUCAUCCCAUCCUCUAUCUACCCCCAGCUUCAGACUGUUGUCACGCUGCAGCAGCAGGUCCUUCAGCAGUCAGCAGAUGGUGCGGUCGCUGGCAGCCAUGACAGAGAGGUAAGCCUGGUUCUCGAGAGCUCCACUGCCGUCCCCCUCCACAACUGUCUCACCCUGCAGUACCUCCUCACACACCUGGCCAAGGUCACCCAGGUGCAGGCCAGCAAUGGCCUGGACACACACACACUGGGAAAGAUUUUCGGACCACUGCUCAUACGGACAGGCCCCUCUACCCCAUGGUUAUCUCUUGAUGAGAAGUUCCCUGCCCUUGUGGUGGAGAGGCUGUUGAUAGAAAAAACUAUGGAGCAGGACCUUACUCCUCCAGUUCUUCCAGCAAAGCCAGUCAAGUCAAAAAUGGCCCCGUCAGCCAUGACGGACACAAGCAGCCUGCUGAACGACGCUGAGUGGUACUGGGGGGAAAUCUCCAGAGAGGAAGUGAAUGAGAAGCUGCGAGACACUCCAGACGGCACCUUUCUUGUCCGGGAUGCCUCAAGUAAACUAGAGGGCGAGUACACUCUCACCCUCAGGAAAGGAGGGAACAACAAGCUCAUCAAGAUUUACCACAGAGAUGGGAAGUACGGCUUCUCGGAGCCUCUCACCUUUCUGUCUGUCGUGGAGCUCAUCAAUCACUACCGCCACGAGUCCCUGGCUCAGUACAACGCCAAGCUGGACACCAGGCUUCUGUACCCGGUCUCAAAAUACCAGCAGCUGGUGAAGGAGAACAGUAUCGAGGAGGUGGGAGAGCAGCUGAAAGUUUAUCAUGAGCAGUAUCAAGAAAAGAGCCGCGAGUACGACUCUUUGUACGAGGAGUACACACGCACCUCACAGGAGCUGCAGAUGAAGCGCACAGCCAUUGAGGCCUUUAAUGAAACCAUCAAGAUCUUUGAGGAGCAGUGUGAGACUCAGGAGCGCUACAGCAGAGAGUCUUUGGAGCGGUUUCAGCGCGAGGGCAAUGAAAAGGAGAUUCAAAAGAUCCAGAGCAACUCAGAGCGUUUAAAGUCUCGUGUGAAGGAGAUCCACGACAGCAAGUGUAAACUGGAACAGGACCUGAGACAGCAGGUCUCUGACAACAGAGAGAUCGACAAGAAGAUGAACAGCCUCAAGCCAGAUCUCAUGCAGCUCCGCAAGAUCAGAGACCAGUAUUUGAUAUGGCUGACACAGAAGGGGACACGGCAGAAGAAGAUCAAUGAAUGGCUGGGCAUAAAGAAUGAAGCUGAUGACUCAUACUCGCUCGAGGAAGACGAGGGCUCGCCCCACAAUGAUGAGUGUGCCUGGUACGUGGGUGACAUCAAACGCACCCAGGCUGAGGACAUGCUGAGAGGGAAAUGUAAUGGAACCUUCCUCAUCCGUGAGAGCCAAUCACAGAAGGGCUCCUACGCCUGUUCUGUUGUUGUUGAGGGCGACGCCAAGCACUGUGUCAUCUACAAGACGGCCACCGGUUACGGAUUCGCUGAGCCCUACAAUCUCUACUCGUCCCUCAAAGACCUGGUGCUCCACUACAAAAACGUCUCCUUGGUCCAACACAACGACCACCUGAAUGUAAAUCUAGCCUUCCCUGUCCUGGCCUGCUCCCAGAACCAGAACCAGCACCCAAGAUGAAUAAUCGAGCGGCAGUGUCGGACGCCUACCAUGGUGGGGAAACAAAAUUGUCACUCAGAUGCAUUGGGGGAAAAAACAACAACAUCUGAUCAAUGCACUUGUUCAUGUGGUUGAAGAAGUGGGUAAAAAUCGACUCAGCAGCCACAAUUAAAAAAAAAAUCUUAUUUUUUUGGCUAGAGGCUGGUGCUUAUUUCCCACACUGACCCCAGUCCAGCAGCAAAGAGCACUCCUUGCUAACAGCAUGGCUUCAAUAUAAGCACACUGCUAGCAGCAAGUAAGCACUGUACAGUACGCCUGGCUGACGCAGCGAGUUUUACCGCGAGGAGAAUGUCGCAUUAGCCAGCCAUGACUGUACAGUUAUUAAAACAGUGUGUGGAAUUCAAAGACACCUUCGACAGAGGAAAAACAAGACUAAAUGUGUUGAAGGAAAAAAUAAGCACACGAAAAUGUUGUUUUUCAAGAUCGUGAAGACGAGAGACCAGAUGGGAUGAUGGGAAAAUAUACAGGGGGCACUUUUCUUUUUUGCUUUGAACACGAUGAGUGCCUAUAGACAAAGGCCUGAUCUGUCAUCCCCAGACUGCCUGCAAACUCUCCGUAGACAAAAGCCUGAGCUGUUAUCCACUAAAAGGACUGGCUUUGCUAAACCAGGCUGCUCGCAUCCUACCCGAAGGCGGCAGAGGAACCGUGGACCAGGAGGGUGUAGUCACUGGAGCCGAGGGGAGAGGGUGGAGAAACGGCUGGGGUUGUUAUUUUUUGGGGGGGGGGGAUUCAAAGAUUGAUUCAAUUUAAAGCUUGCUCAAGUGCCAUAGUAAUAGCUUUGAAUGACCACAACCCUGUGUCACUAGAGCGAGGGGGAACGUCGUGGAAGGAGAGAAUGAACGCCUGUCGACAUUAACAAAGCUACAGCUUUAAAAAUGAUCUUUAUUUUCAACUGGCUUGUUGCUCUCUCUCUCUCAGCGGCGCCACCCUCUGAUCUGAUGAGGUACAAUGGACAGCAAAUACUGUAUAACAUGAUAGAAGUGCAUGCGACGUAUUUGGUAUAUUGUGAAUAUAGAAAUACUUUUUAAUCACAAUAAACUAGAUGCACAGGUACAUUGAUCAAUGCAGUUCCACAUAAUUCAGGUUUCCUUCUUAAAGGAAAUAGUGGAAAGAGUCCUGCAUUAAACUUCUCUUUGUUUCAGACUUCUUCCUUCUUUUUUCAUCCUGUUUAAUACUGUAGCACCUGUAGCCAUUGACUUUAGGCAUAACUGUUAGUGCUGCUCUUAAGUGUCUAGUCUCUAUAUGCUACAGACACUUGCAGAGCAUCAAUCUAUGUGAUUAUUGAAUCUUCGGUACUGUAUUUGCUUAGCCUCUGUUAGAUUAGACUGUUGUUAGCGGUACAAUGUCCUUGCAGAUGUUUAUUGUUGUUUUUACAAGCAGAUUUCACUCUCGGUACUUCCUCCCCCUUGUGCUUGACUGUUUGUUUCAUCACAAGCUUGACUCACAGAGCUGUAGAACAUAGAUGUAAAAAAAAAAAAAAAAAUAUGGUAAUAUAACAUACAUAUAUAUAUAUAAAAGUAUAUAUAUAUAAAUAAUAUUUCAGACACACAUGCAGACAGUGUAUGUGAUUAUCUACAGAUUAACCGCAGUGUUUCUUUAAUUGUUUUUCCGAAUAUUUGCUAUUGCUCUUAGAUUCUGUUAGAGGAUGCACAGUAUCCAGCUAAUGUGAGCCAAAUGAAGGAUCUUUUCAUGUAGCAAGAAAGAGAAAACAGAACCAGUCGUGUUGCCAUCUAGCGCGGCCUCUGUGCUCUGAGAGACUAUCUAGUACGGUAUGCAUGGAGUAGUCCUUCGUUUGGGUAGAGGAAUUUUUUACUUGGUGGCUGAUAAGUGUGCUUUUUGUAGAGUAUAUACAGUAUGGUGUGUGGUGAAUGCAGUAGUACUAUGAUACUGCAAUACUAUGCGCACCACACGUGUAUAACGAGCUUUAGAUUUACAGCGCUCAGAUCGGUUCCCUCCGGUUGUUCUGUGCCGUGGCAGCGAGUUUCUCCUGUUUUCCUCAUGUUCAUUUGGCUCGAGGUGGAGGUUUUACCACCUCUGUUCAAAGCACAAGUCAUUUGUGUAGAAGGCAGGAUGAUCCAGUUAUUAUUGUGUGGUCGAUAAAGUGGCGUCAAGUGGUGUUGCCUGUGAAAUUGAUUUAUUUCGUUGAUUUCUUGAGAUGAAUGAAUAUGAAUAAUCUCUCAAAUUGAUUACACAUUGUCGAACUGUCAUUGCCAAAAAGAAAAGUAUUUUUGUAGAAAGUUAUGAGAGUCAAAUGUCAUUGGCAGUAGAGCCUUUUAGAAAAAUAAUGCACUGCUUCUGAGAGCUACACAUUGAAAAGUUACAUGGAUUUUGGAUGGAUGGAUGGAUUUUUAUUUUUAUUGAGCAGGGAAUGACAUUGCCGUUUUGUUCCUAGAUGAGAUCCUCACCCACUCGACAUGUCAUGAAACUCAAUUACUAGUGAAUGAUUUGGUUUCAUCUGAUUUCAGGUACCAAACCCAUUUUCAGAUCAAACUCAACCCGAAGAGGUUAAAUCCAGACGUCAUUGUCGUUUCAGUCAGGACGAAACAGUUGUACUGUACUUUGCACAAGAAGAAAAUCCCAAGAAUUUGAUUCCGAUGCUUGUGGUUAGAGGGCUAUAAAAAGUGAGGAAGAUUCGAGAGAUAAUUAGAAGUGCCUUUAGUCAUCGAUGAGCUUGUUUUCUCCUUGUUGUCGUUGGAGUGUUUCUCCACAAGAUGGUGCCAUCACCGCACAUGCUGUGCCCCAAGGUUCACAUGUUUGCCAUUCGUCUAAAACUGGCAAUUGAGCAUAGUUUUUGUGUGUGAUUGCGUCUGCGUCUGUGUGUGUGCGUGUGUGUGUGUUUGAGUGUGUUAUAGAUACGAGAGCGACAGAUCUUAUCUGUGCCUCUUUGUUGUUACAUCUAUAAUUGUUACAUAUUCCUUCUCUCUGGUGGGGGGCUGUACAUUGGCUUGGUGCUCUCUCUCUCUCUCACGGUGCACACAGGCUAGCUUUCUUUGGUGUUUAUUUUUUCAUGGUAUAUAUUUUUGAAUAACACUCAUAAGAUAGAAAUGUGAACCGUACAUAUCCACCUCCCAGCCCAGUUGUUUGAAGCUUGAUAAGCUCCCGAGUUAAUGCAUGCAACCUUUCUCAGUGUUUUGUAUGAGGAGUCGCUUCCUUCGUGGACGGCCGAUCUGGUUGAGUCACCCGCCACUGCUGACGCAUCCUUUAUCCAGUUUGUUGGACCAACAAUUUGCGACUGCACUUUUUCUCUUCUGUUCCCCACCCUCAGAGCAGUGUGUCUAAUGCCCAACAACCAUAAACUCACAGACAGUGGCAAAGCUCAGUUGUGAUAGUGUUUGAUUUGGUAGUUCUGUCUUUCCACACAGUAUAUCAGGAGUGUUUUUCUUUACAGUGUACAAUAUAUGCUUUUGUUGUCACCAGCUACCAUGUAAUUCUGAUGUUUUUUGACUGAUUGCAAUGUUUUUACUUUCACUAAAUGGACUGUGUAAACUCUUAUGCAAUUUAUUGUCCGCUUAGCGAAAAUUGUCCAACUUAACAAGACGAAUAACGUGAAUUUUUCUAGAUGGUAAGCUCAUCCAAAACGUGGUAUAUAGCCAUGCAGGUAGUUCCUGAAAUAUCCAUAUUUCUUAGGGGAACUUCUUUAUACUGAAGAACUCUGAGGAAGUCUGUGGUUUAUCCAGAGAAACCAAAACAAUGUUCCUGAAAAGAUGUGUAUGUUUUUUAUUCUUUUAUUCUUCCUGGAGGUGAACAAACAUCUGUUCACCUCCAUUGUCCUGUAGGUGGCAACAGGGGUUAAAUACCCGAAAAGUUAAAGAACAAGGAAGUGAAACUAAAUGCAGCUACCACCAGGAAAAGGUGAAAGGUUUUUGGAUAAAUCGACCACUUAAAGUAUGUCUUGGAAAAUCCUGCCAAUGGAGCACGGUACUUUUAGUUUUAAUCCACAUCAGGUCAACUUGUUUCAGAGAAGUCCAGAAACGGGCCGGUUCUGCUUCUGUUCAAGUAAAUUUGUUUUUAUUCUUAUAAGUGAAAAGUAGAACAGAACUACUUUACUUGUUGAGUACUUUUAACCCUUUCACCAGCCAUGUGCUCAUCACAGAUGUUUAAUAGCUAGGAGCAAUGGAUCUUUAGUAGCAGUGGAACCCGGUGGAGCGGUGUGAUGAGCAUGAAACAGGCGGGGGAUGAAAACUUUAUUUGUGCUUCUACUCUGAGGUGACUUUUGUUGCACGAAGCAUUCACCCUACUAAACUCCCACAUAUGCAUUUGUGUCCGAGCUUCUUGGAGAACACUUUUCUAUAUAACACGUGAUCAUUCAAGGAAUUCAAAUAUUUUUUCAUCCGCUUUGGUACACUGUAAAUUAUAUUUCUUGAAAUCGUCUCGUACGCAAAGCACAUCUUUCACUGACUACAAGGAAACACAUAUUUGGUGUCUAUUACGGUUUGAAGAAUGAAAUACAUACUAGAGAAUAAAUAUUUUGAAAUAUAUUCUUAGAUAUCUAUAUUUUUGGAUUAUGUAAUUCUGAUUUUGGAUCGCGCUUGAAACAAAUCAGGACGAGGCUUUGAUGUGAACAUGAUUCUUCAGACUUGCUCCACGGGUGCUUUGUAUUCGAGCGGUUAUUGAAACGCAAGCAUUUUUACUAAUUGGCUGCAGUGAGCUUCAUCGCGAUCAGCAACACGCUUUGUGGUCACGGCUGAUUGACAUACACUUAAUCGAUUGAGCAUAAAUAUCAGGUGCAUUCAGAGGAUGAAGCAAGCUCAUGUACAUGUGUUAAUAUUAUCAGAGCUAAGACUAUAUGUUAAAUGCAGUCCCCAGCUGCUUUGCAUUUAUUAAAUAUUAGAGAAAAGUUGUUUUUUGGGGGUUUUCUUUUAUUGAACGUUAUUGUCAUAUGGAAGAUUCUGUUUUUUUGUUAUUUGUGAGUAGAGGCAGUGUUAAAAGUUGCACCACAAAAGAGACACUUGGAUGCUGCCGCAGAUAUCCACCACAGAUUGGACAAUGUCGGAGUCACCACUGUGUCUUCCUCUGGUGGACCUCUGCAGUCGCUUGAAGUGGAAGUCAAAAAAGUUAAACCUGCACAACUGACAAGAGAAAAAAGGUACACAAUUUCAAUGGUUCACGAUCACUCCCCUGUGCAUAUGUUUGUACUCGGAGCAAUGAUGGCAUUAGAAAGUGUUCUUUUAUGGUGCCCGAGUAUAAAUAUUUUUAUUUGUUUUUUUUUCAAAAAGCUUGUAGAUUUGUCUGUCCAAAUGUUUUUUUUUUGGUUUGUUUGUUUAUAUAUGUUAAUGAUAACCUUACAGAGCAUAUAAAGAAAAAAUAAGCUAGCUUGAAUAUUUUCCUCCAUGCAGAAAAAAAAAUACAAAUGUUUACAGUAUGUAAUUAACCAAAUGAUAAAUAUGCGUUUGAAAAUCAAUCUGUCCGUCCCUCAAAGUGGCCGAGAUGGAUUGAUUUUUUAUUUCUUUAUUUCCUCUGUCAUUUUAAACUUGAAAAUGUUACGAAUGCUUGUUCUGUUUCUUCCUGUUCCUCUUUUUUUUCCUUUUUUUUUUCCUUGUGAGGACAGUGCUCCCUCAAUUUCAAAAUAAUAACUCGACAAAACAACGUAGUUAAAUAAGAUUGAUUUAAUGCCACAACAAACAUGCACUCACGAGUCUGUCAUUUUCUACCUGCUGACUGCUUCACCCCCCACUGAGCUUUGUACUGCAGCCCCUGCUCUUUAGAUGAAGUACUGUGUGUUCUGGCUCCGUCAGGUGUCUCUCUGGGUUGUCGAGGGUUACAGUGAACUGUUGUGAGUAACAGUGAAAACUCACCACUUGGUGAACAUGCCUGUGCACAACCUUAGAACAUAAAAAGCUGUAAAUUCAGGAAGAAUUAUCAAGAGGCAACCUGUUCUUGAUUUUGCACUACACAGCAAAUGGUACUCAAUGGAAAGGCAAAUCAAUUUCCUUAUUGGUUGAUUAUCUGAUAUAUUAGAUUAAAUGGUAUCCAGUAUAGAAUCCCAUUUACAUUUAAAAUACAAACACAUUAACAUUUCCACUUUUCUCCUUGUAUCUAGUCAAUGUAGCUUUGCAAUUUGUUUGACUAAAUCUCAUGUGAAUGUUGUUUCACUGGUGAAGGUUAGAAGACCUGCAGUGGUACAGAGCAGCGACAAUCUUAAACGUUUUGAACUAAACCAGCUGCUUUGUAACGUUUCCCAUCAAAUUGCAUCACUGCCUCAGCAGAAGUAAAACACAUACACUUCUCUUAUUUAAUAAUGAUGUGUGGUCUUUCUUUCAAACACAUGAAUGGAAACGAAGGGUCAGUCUGAUAAAUUUAUUCUACACCAAAGUGCAAUUGAAUUCAGAGGGAGCACUGUCGGUAGAGGCCUGUCAGUUGAUGUGUGCUCAAUUCCCUAUGCACGAAAAAGAUGGUUACUCUUCUGCUUCUUCUCUUAAGAUAUCCUCCCUUUGUUGGUCUGUCUUUAUUCAGAUGCAACAUUCUCUCUCUCUCUCUCUCUCUCUCUCUCUCUCUCUCUCUCUCUCUCUCUCUCUCUCUCUCUCUCUCUCUCUCUCUCUCGUGUACAGCUUGCUACAGAGAUGUUUGUCCUCAGACAGGUUCUCUUUCAUCUGCACUGUUCUUUCUUUAUGCCGAUGCAAUGAUUUUAAAAGACAAUAAAAGACGUCAAAUGGA
Molecule: messenger RNA, 9063 nt
Organism: Pleuronectes platessa (European plaice)
Lineage: Eukaryota; Metazoa; Chordata; Actinopteri; Pleuronectiformes; Pleuronectidae
Gene: pik3r2
Product: phosphoinositide-3-kinase, regulatory subunit 2 (beta)
Exons: 15
Coding region: 157-2370 (737 amino acids)
Biological process (GO): insulin receptor signaling pathway; phosphatidylinositol phosphate biosynthetic process
Cellular component (GO): phosphatidylinositol 3-kinase complex
Molecular function (GO): 1-phosphatidylinositol-3-kinase regulator activity; protein binding
Source: RefSeq, a predicted model, not a curated record